AUGCUGAGAGCGCAGGCAAACCCAGAGGAUGUGGCGAGACUUGUGGAGGAGGGAAUGUCCCAGGAGGAUGCAGUAAAGAUCCUGGAGCAGGGAAAGACGGUCAAGCAGGCCUUGAGCAUGCUUGACGCGGCAUUCGCAAGAAGGGCUGCAACAGGAUCCUCAGGGGAUUUCUUCAAGUCGUACGUAGACGUGGAGGGUGACUACGUUGACGAGGGAUGGGUGGACGAUAGUCAGCCUGCAAACCCCAUGGCAGGGCUGGGAGGAUUCUUGGGAGGGUUGUUCGGAGGAAAUAAGGAGAGCUCUCCUCUUGGAGCGACGCAGGCAGUUGAGGGAGCAAGGAAGGAGCAGGAGGAGCUACCGGCUGGAUGGCAGGAGGUGAUGGACCAGGCAAGCGGGAAGCCGUAUUACUGGUAA
Molecule: messenger RNA, 414 nt
Organism: Guillardia theta CCMP2712
Lineage: Eukaryota; Cryptophyceae; Pyrenomonadales; Geminigeraceae
Exons: 2
Coding region: 1-414 (137 amino acids)
Source: RefSeq, a predicted model, not a curated record